Molecule: messenger RNA, 1461 nt
Organism: Vigna umbellata (rice bean)
Lineage: Eukaryota; Viridiplantae; Streptophyta; Magnoliopsida; Fabales; Fabaceae
Product: putative sarcosine oxidase
Molecular function (GO): sarcosine oxidase activity; flavin adenine dinucleotide binding
Source: RefSeq, a predicted model, not a curated record
CGCAGGGGAACAGAAGAAUCUACUCUCUAUAUUAAGGUAUCCAGCGCCAACAACACACUCAGUAGCAUUUUGCAGUGAGUGUGUGAGAGAGAGUAUCAGACAUGGAAGAUUCCCAGUUUGACGUCAUAAUCAUCGGAGCUGGCGUCAUGGGCAGCGCCACCGCCUACUAUGCCGCCAAACGCGGUCUCAGGACCCUUCUCCUGGAGCAAUUCGACUUCCUCCACCACUGCGGUUCUUCCCACGGCGAAUCCCGCACAAUCCGCGUCACCUACACCCAAAAACACUACUACCCUUUGGUCAUGGAGUCUUACAACCUCUGGCAAGAGGUCGAGGCCCAAGUGGGCUACCAGGUAUACUUCAAGGCCCAACACUUCGACAUGGGCCCCUCUCACGAUCCCACAAUCCGCUCCGUCGUCGACUACUGCCAGACCUACGCCAUCCCCUUUCAACUCCUCCGCCGCCGCCAGGUUGCGGAGAAAUUCGCCGGCCGUAUCGACAUCCCAGAGGAUUGGGUGGGUGUCUCCAACGAAUAUGGUGGCGUCAUCAAGCCAAGCAAAGCCGUCGCCAUGUUCCAGACACUGGCCUACAAAAACGGCGCCGUCUUAGUAGACAAAACCAAGGUGGUGGACAUCAAGAAAAACAAAAACGGAGAGGGUGUGGAAGUUUUCAGCGCAAGCGGCAAGAGAUUCCGCGGUAAAAAAUGCGUGAUAACUGUGGGUGCAUGGAUGCAGAAAUUAGUUAAAACGGUUAGCGGGGUAGAACUCCCGAUAGUGCCCGUGGAGACACACGUUUGUUACUGGAGAAUAAAAGAGGGGGAAGAGGGGAAAUUCGAGAUAGGAACCGGCUUUCCUACGUUUGCAUCCUUUGGGAACACUUACAUUUACGGAACGCCCACACUGGAGUUUCCGGGAUUGAUUAAGGUGGGGGUGCACGGAGGGAAUCCGUGCGACCCCGACAAGAGGCCGUGGGGUCCGGCGGUGAUGAUGGAGGAGUUGAAAAAGUGGGUGGGAGAAAGGUUCUAGGGCAUGGUUGAUUCCGGUGAACCUGUGAUAAAACAGUCUUGCAUGUACUCAAUGACUCCGGACGAGGAUUUCGUCAUUGAUUUCUUGGGCGGUGAGUUCGGAAAGAACGUGGUAAUUGGAGGCGGGUUUUCGGGUCACGGCUUCAAGAUGGCUCCGGUUAUUGGAAGGAUCUUGAGUGAGCUUGCGAUCGAUGGGGAAGCGCAAGGAGUUGAUCUCAAACAUUUUAAGAUUGAAAGGUUCAGGAUAACCUCAAAGAUUUAGGUAUCUUCAUUAAUUUAUCUGUAACAUCACAUCACAUAUCACAUCAUCAAUUUGCGUUUGUUUGUUUCCUUCAAAUGUUUCUGUCCUGUGAGUCCAGGUUUGCUGAUCUUCUUCUAUAUCAAAUUAUAUUAAAUUAAACCUGCUUCUUUGUAUUUAAAUAAAAUGUUAGUGAAAGUGC